AUGCACCUCUCGAGUCUCCUUCUCACCUUCGCGGCCGCCGUGGCAGGCGUGUCCGCCGGGUCCCCUCAGCAGGAGCAAACCGACACGCAGACGAUUCUGUUCGCGGCCACGUACACCCGCGACGAAGGCUGGAUCAACGGCACGGGCAAGGGCAUCUACACGUACAAGUUCGACACGACGGAUGGAAGCUUGACCCCGUUCGGAGUCACGCCGCUGGGCAUCAACCCCAUGUACGUGCAGGGCUCGACCAAGAAGUUCAGCACGGGCGAGCGCGUCAUCUACGCCAUCAACGCCGUGUCGGACAACUCCACCGCGCACCCCGGCACCAUCACGGGCUUCGUGUCGGCGCUCACGCUCAACAGCGACGGCACGCUCGAGCUGCUCAACACGCUCGAGACGCACGGCGGAUCUCCCACGCACAUCUCGCUGAGCCCCGACGAGGACUUCCUCGUGGUCUCCAACUACGCCGGCAGCCUCUCCAUGUUCCCGCUGAACGCCGACGGCUCGUUGGCCAACGAGACGUUCCACCAGGAGUUCCCUACCGGCAGCAAGGUCGUCAUGGACCAGCAGGCCACGGGCCACAUCCACAGCACGACGUGGCUGCCCAACUCCAACCACGUGGUCGCGGCCAACCUCGGCAGCGACCAGCUGCUGCAGUACAACUUGAACGAGAAGAAGCAGACGCUCAAGAGCCUCAAGACCGUCAAGCGCCCGGGAGGUUCGGGACCGCGCCACAUGGCGCUCCACCUGGACGGAAACAUUGCGUACGUGGUGGACGAGAUCUCCAACACGGUUGGUGUGUACAAGAUCAACAAGAAGGCGGCUCUGCUGGAGAGCAAGGCGCUGCAGGAAAUCACGACGCUGCCGGCUGACUUCAAGAACCACACUACGAGCGCGGACAUCCACCUGUCCAGCAACGGGAAGUUCCUCUACACGUCGAAUCGCGGCCACGACUCCAUUGCCAUCUUCGAGAUCAACGAGGCGGACGGCACGCUUAAGUCUCUGGGCUGGGAAAGCACGCGCGGCAACAUCCCGCGUGGAUUCACCAUUUACGGCGACUGGCUCAUUGUAGCGAACCAGAACUCGAACGACAUGUACGUGUUCAAGGUGGACAGCAAGACUGGUUUGCUGUCGUACACGGGUAACUCGUACGAAAUCGGCACGGCAGUGUGCCUGUAUGUUGCGGAGUAUUAG
This is a messenger RNA of Phytophthora sojae, 1194 nucleotides long. RefSeq lists its product as hypothetical. The coding region runs from base 1 to 1194 and encodes 397 amino acids. The record is from RefSeq and is a predicted model, not a curated record. Gene Ontology annotation, molecular function: protein binding; 6-phosphogluconolactonase activity. NCBI's taxonomy places the organism in Eukaryota, Oomycota, Peronosporomycetes, Peronosporales, Peronosporaceae. The transcript has a single exon.